Phyllopteryx taeniolatus (common seadragon) is the source of this 1969-nucleotide messenger RNA. It is a transcript of the gene c5ar1, whose product is annotated as complement C5a receptor 1. Gene Ontology annotation, molecular function: complement receptor activity; G protein-coupled receptor activity. Bases 15 to 1109 code for a protein of 364 amino acids. Gene Ontology annotation, biological process: complement receptor mediated signaling pathway; chemotaxis; inflammatory response. NCBI's taxonomy places the organism in Eukaryota, Metazoa, Chordata, Actinopteri, Syngnathiformes, Syngnathidae. The transcript has 2 exons. The record is from RefSeq and is a predicted model, not a curated record. Gene Ontology annotation, cellular component: plasma membrane.
UUCACCAUAGAUGCAUGUGCAACAUCAACAGCCAAGUGACACCCUUAAUCAUGGACUACCUCUUCGACUUGAGGGACAUCUUGGAAUCAAACUCCAGCAUUCCAGACUACAACUUCACUUUUCCCGACUUUCCUGACAUCAUGAGGCCCAAGAUUCAGCCUAUUCAGAUCGUGGCUCUGACCUUCUAUGCCCUUGUAGUCUUGUUUGGUGUUCCUGGGAAUGCCAUAGUGGUGUGGGUGACCGGUUUCAAAAUGCCCCCGUCGGUCACAUCCAUCUGGUUCCUCAACCUUGCGCUGGCUGACCUCCUGUGUUGCCUGUCGCUGCCUCUUCUCAUGGUGCCUCUCGCCCACGAUGACCACUGGCACUUUGGCCCGAUGGCGUGCCCACUGCUCAAAGGCCUUUUCUACUUGGUGAUGUAUUGCAGCAUCCUGCAGCUUGUCUUCAUAAGUCUUGAUCGUUGGUUGCUGGUGGCCCGGCCCGUAUGGUGCCACAACAACAGGCGACCCAAGUAUGCUGUACUGGGCUGUGUUGCCGUGUGGUGCCUGGCCCUGAUAGGCAGCAUCCCUCAGUUCGUUUACACUCAGGAGAUCACAGUGGGCGAGCACAAACGUGAGUGUGUGACGGUUCACACAGUGCAGAGCGCCUGGCUCGUCACGUCACUCCGCUUCCUGCUAGGAUUUCUCCUUCCAUUCCUGGCCAUCGUCAUCUGCCACUGGAUGGUGUACAGAAGAGCCGACAGUAAAAUGGCACAAAGCAGGAGUCGCUCCAAGCGGACGCUGAGGGUUAUUGUUGCCGUGGUGCUCAGCUUCUUCCUGUGCUGGCUGCCCCUGCACAUUGUCGACUUCUUGGUGUUGGUGACCCCUCGGUCUUCCCCUCACAGCCCAUCCGUGUACCUGGCCCAUGUUUUGACGCUAUGCCUAGCGUACUUCAACAGCUGCCUCAACCCACUGCUUUACGUUUGUCUGGGCCGAGGCUUCAAAAACACCAUGAACCGCUCCCUGUGCAACAUCCUGCACUUACUCAGCGAGGACCACAUGCCCAGAACCAGCAUCGGUACUCAUGAAACCAAGGCCACAAGCUCGUCAGAAAAGGAGAUGACUAACGUGUGAGAGGGUGCGUCUUUGGCAUAGGCCGUGAUCAACCUUCGCAAUGAAUGAAGUGGAUAGAACUUUCGUCAUUGCUUUAAAUAACCACAGUGAGCAAUUAUUAUGCCGCUUUCAAUGGGAAGGAACCAUAUUUGGUAAUGGACGCCACAUGCCUCACUAUGAAGCAGUAAAAAACAAUUUUUAUGUUUAUUGUAAAAUAAUACUUCUGUUGUGUUCUUUGGUAAUCAUAAUCAUUAACUUAGAAUUUCUGUUUUUAUUUAUGUUUAAGACAACAUCCCAACUUCAUUGGAAUUGGGGUUGUACAUCAAAAAAUGAAAUUCCUAUACAGUAUUAAAAUAUAUAUAUUCAAUAAACACAUGGGAAGAUACUUUUUAGAAGGCUAAUUCCUACCAAAUUUCUAUAUUGUUGGCCGACUGGUUAGAGCGUCAGCCUCACAGUUCUGAGGUGCAGGGUUCAAUCCCCGUCCCCGCCUGUGUGGAGUUUGCAUGUUCUCCCCGUGCCUGCGUGGGUUUUCUCCGGGCACUCCGGUUUCCUCCCACAUCCCAAAAACAUGCAUUAAUUGGAGACUCUAAAUUGCCCGUAGGCAUGACUGUGAGUGCGAAUGGUUGUUUGUUUCUAUGUGUCCUGCGAUUGGCUGGCAACCAGUUCAGGGUGUACCCCGCCCCUUGCCCGAUGACAGCUGGGAUAGGCUCCAGCACGCCCGCGACCCUAGUGAGGAGAAGCGGCUCAGAAAAUGGAUGGAUGGAUGGAUUUCUAUAUUGUAUCAUUUUGACAUUUUGAUGUAAUACUGUGGCUGAGGGUAUGUGACUUUUUUGCAGCUAUUAUAAUCAAAAUAGGAAAAAAUAAAAUCAUGAAACAUUUCA